UCUCAUCUCAUUCUCAACUCUUCCAUCGAAGUGUAAACAUACGUUAUUAUCCGCGUGAACCCUUCAGGAGACUCUCGCGUGGAAACGAAAAGAAAUGGAUUUUGUAUGAUGUUGGAUCUUUAUCUUUAUUCAACAACUGCACGUCUGCGUUUCUGCGCAGAGAUAGUUAUCUGAACGUCUUGAAGAGCCGCGCGGACCGAGACACGAUGUGAACUUUCCAUCCAAAAAAUGCAACGACAAGAAUUGAAGAAUGGGCGUCGCGCAACCUUCCGGACAGUAACACGGUCAUACCGGGUGUGAAUUCCGUGUCGAUGACAGUCUGAAACGGAGAAAAUCAAGUAUUUCUUACUCAAAUGGAGCGGCACAGCAGUCUCGUUUUCAUUUGGCUGCAGCUCGAGCUGUGCGCGAUGGCUGUUCUCCUCACGAAAGGAGAAAUAAGGUGUUACUGCGAUGCUCCCCAUUGCGUUGCUACCGGUUACAUGUGCAAGUCGGAGCUCAACGCCUGUUUCACACGCAUCCUAGACCCUCAGAACACCAAGUCUCCUCUCUCGCACGGGUGUUACGACCCUCUGCUGAACUCUGGAGACAUUUGCCAUCCAGAGUCAAGCUAUGAUACCAUCCAUGGUGCAGCCACACUGCAGUGUUGCAAUGAAGAUAUGUGCAACUACAGAGGCCUGCAAGAUCUCACACACACAAGAGUUAAAAGCCAUGACAGAAAAACCGACGGCAGCCGUCACGUGAUUGCACGACUACAGGAAAUCCCCUCCUCCAAGGAGGUUUGGUUCCGUGCCGCCGUCAUCACCGUGCCAAUCGCUGGUGGCCUUAUCUUGGUGCUUCUCAUCAUGUUGGCGCUGCGCAUGCUCCGCAGCGAAAAUCGCAGGCUGAAGCAACAGCACCGAGAGAUGCUCUCCCGCCUUCACUACAGCUUCCACGGCCAGCACCUCUCCAAGGGUCACGUGGCCAAGCUGGACUUAGAGUGCAUGGUUCCUGUGGGAGGCCAUGAGAACUGCUGCCUGACCUGCGACAAGACCCGGCAGUCUGACCUUAGCGGUCAGAGGCUUCUGUCAUUGGUCAACUGGGGAAAAUACAGCGGCCGGGGCAAACUAGAGUUUGUCUGAUAGCUCUGGAGUUUGUUUUCCUUCUUGGAUAUGGAAGGGACUUGUUUAGCUAAGACUUUUUAUAAGGACCUUUCUGAAGGACCCUACUGCCAACGAGAAAUAAAAAGACACUUGAAAGCACUAACCGUAUGGUUGUUGCUCCAGAAGCACUUUAUUUGAAUGAGAGGCUUGAUGAGAUGAUGGACUGUUUGUAUUAUAGACUUUAGAGAUGUGGCUUCGUGCUGGUAUUCUUUCUCAUCGCUGAAGGAUUCCAAAACAUAUUUUUGUUUGAAAAUUUGCACUUUUUGUAUAAAUAAACUAAGGUUGAUUUGCUUUA
Messenger RNA from Triplophysa dalaica, 1434 nucleotides. It is a transcript of the gene bambib, whose product is annotated as BMP and activin membrane-bound inhibitor homolog (Xenopus laevis) b. Gene Ontology annotation, molecular function: frizzled binding. NCBI's taxonomy places the organism in Eukaryota, Metazoa, Chordata, Actinopteri, Cypriniformes, Nemacheilidae. Gene Ontology annotation, biological process: positive regulation of canonical Wnt signaling pathway; negative regulation of transforming growth factor beta receptor signaling pathway; transforming growth factor beta receptor signaling pathway. The record is from RefSeq and is a predicted model, not a curated record. The transcript is spliced from 3 exons. The coding region runs from base 354 to 1118 and encodes 254 amino acids.